Octodon degus (degu) is the source of this 3390-nucleotide messenger RNA. It is a transcript of the gene Stk11, whose product is annotated as serine/threonine kinase 11. NCBI's taxonomy places the organism in Eukaryota, Metazoa, Chordata, Mammalia, Rodentia, Octodontidae. The transcript is spliced from 9 exons. The record is from RefSeq and is a predicted model, not a curated record. Gene Ontology annotation, biological process: DNA damage response; establishment of cell polarity; protein phosphorylation. Gene Ontology annotation, molecular function: protein serine/threonine kinase activity; ATP binding; protein kinase activator activity. Gene Ontology annotation, cellular component: cytoplasm; nucleus. The coding region runs from base 637 to 1863 and encodes 408 amino acids.
ACGACGGGGCGUGCGCCCGCGGCGGGGCGCAGGGCGGUAAACAAGAUGGCGGUGUCGUGUCGGGCGCGGAAGGGGGAGGCGAUCCGGAGCGCCCGGGAGUGAGGUUCCGGGCCGGGAGGGCGGCGCCGGCGGCCCUCGAGGGCAGCCUUGCAUGGGCUGGAUCCCCCCUCGCCGCCGCGCCUCCUGCUUUCGCGCGGCUGCCGCGGCGAGGGGGACGCGACGCCCGGGUUCAGUCAGCCUUUGGAAGCCUGUUUUGGAGCCUGCGGCCUGCAUCGCCCCGGCUUCCCGGUGGCGGCCGACGGCCGGUGGUCCCGGGCUCGCGGCGGUGGAGAGCGCGGGGCCGGGCAUGGACGGCGCGGACGGGCCCCAGCGCGUUCGCCGCCUUGGCCGAGCUCCUGGACGAUGAUGACCUAGAGCCUCAGUGCCCGGGGACAGCCGCGACCGUCGCAGGAAGACUUCCCGUGGACUUGGCGGGGGGUGGGGGGUGGGGGUCUGUCCGUUACCUUUCUUUCUUUUUUUUUUUUUUUUAAACGUUUGGAGAAGGGAAGCCAAGGCCGGAGGCAGGCGUCGCCCGUCAGGGGGACCGAGGGGACAAGGGGUGGGAGGCGUGGAGGUCUUCCUGGCGCCGGGCCCAGGAUGGACGUGGCCGACCCGCAACCACCGAGCCUGUUCCCUGAGGGUGAGCUGAUCGCCGUGGGUAUGGACACCUUCAUCCACCGCAUCGACUCCACCGAGGUCAUCUACCAGCCGCGCCGGAAGCGCGCCAAGCUCAUCGGGAAGUACCUGAUGGGCGACCUGCUGGGCGAGGGCUCCUACGGCAAGGUGAAGGAGGUGCUCGACUCCGAGACGCUGUGCCGCAGGGCCGUCAAGAUCCUCAAGAAGAAGAAGCUUCGGCGCAUCCCCAAUGGCGAGGCCAACGUGAAAAAGGAAAUCCAGCUCCUGAGGCGGUUACGGCACAGGAAUGUCAUCCAGCUGGUGGACGUGCUGUACAAUGAAGAGAAGCAGAAGAUGUAUAUGGUUAUGGAGUACUGUGUGUGCGGCAUGCAGGAGAUGCUGGACAGUGUGCCUGAGAAGCGGUUCCCUGUGUGCCAGGCCCACGGGUACUUCUGCCAGCUCAUUGAUGGCCUAGAGUACCUGCACAGCCAGGGCAUUGUACACAAGGACAUCAAGCCAGGAAACCUGCUACUCACCACGGGUGGCACACUCAAGAUCUCAGACCUGGGUGUUGCUGAGGCCCUGCAUCCCUUUGCUGCGGAUGACACCUGCCGGACCAGCCAGGGCUCCCCUGCAUUCCAGCCACCUGAGAUUGCCAAUGGCCUGGACACUUUCUCUGGCUUCAAAGUGGACAUCUGGUCAGCUGGGGUCACACUCUACAACAUCACGACAGGCCUGUACCCAUUUGAAGGGGACAACAUUUACAAGCUGUUUGAGAACAUCGGGAAGGGGGACUACACAAUCCCAGGUGACUGUGGCCCCCCGCUCUCCGACCUGCUGAAAGGGAUGCUGGAGUAUGAGCCAGCCAAGAGGUUCUCCAUACGGCAGAUCCGGCAGCACAGCUGGUUCCGGAAGAAACACCCACUGACUGAACCACUGGUGCCCAUCCCGCCCAGCCCGGACACCAAGGACCGGUGGCGCAGCAUGACAGUGGUACCCUACCUAGAGGACCUGCAUGGCCGCACCAAUGAGGACGAGGACGAGGACCUAUUCAGCAUCGAGGAUAGUGUCAUCUAUACCCAGGACUUCAUGGUGCCCGGUGACCAGGAAGUGUCUGAGGCAGGGCUAGUGAGGAGCGAGGCACAUGGAGGAGCCAGGGCACAGCCCUCUGAGGAGAGGAAGCCGAGGAGGAGCGAGGCCUUAGUGUAGCCUACUCUGCCGUCCCUGCUGCCCACUCUACCCAGUGCCUCUGGACUGGGUCUGCCAUAAAGCUUUGUCUGCUGUUUGUCUAGGUGGUGCACUGCGGUUUCCCUCCACCAGGUCCCAGGGGCUGUUAACCACUGUAAGGGUUCCUAGGGGAAAAGGUGCCUGGGGGGUGGGAGGUCUAAGCAGGUGGUCUCAGAGUAGCGCCUGUGGCUAUAGGGGAGGGUCCCCAGAAGACUGGGGUCCAAUGAGCCCAGGUUCACCUCUCCAGCACUGCACAGCAGCACCUUUUGCCUCAUGGCCCCUGUCCUAGUUUGGAAGUUGGCCUGAGGUUGAGUAGGGCCCAGGAGGCUGUGCUGCAUCCUAUCAGGUGUGCCCCUAGAUGCCAGCUCCUUCCUGGGGGUCUUGGCCAGUCUUUCAGGGAGGUGCACAUGAGGAUACCCAUGGAAGGUCUUGGCAGGCUUCUCCCAAGUCUGCUCUUGGAGUCUACCAAGAGCAGGCAGGCCAGACCCAAUCUGAGCCCUUGUCCUGAGGAGCAGCCCUUAGUAUCCUAUCCUGGCCAGGGUGCCUGGCCAAAAUUUCCUUCUAGGCUGUGGGUCCUGCUAAGGAACUCCUUGGGUCCCUAUUCCCUCAGGCUUGCUUUGGCUUAAAGAAAGAUGAGGCUGGCAGGGAAGGGAUGAGGGAUAGGGAGAUACCACCUUCUCUAUUCUUGUGCCCAGUGCCCUGUGUUUCCCAGGAGUUGCUCCUGUGCCUGUCACUGCAUGCCCAAACCCAGAAUGGCACUUUGUGCACAAGUAGGGUGCUGUAGCAGGUUGUGCUGUGGCCCACUUGGCCUGGGCAGAUUCCACUUCAUCCACCUGAAUUUUCCUACCUGGCCUGGCAGCCCCUUCACCAUCCCAAGAGCUGGUUCCAGGCUGCAAGUCAGCAGGAUGUCAGUCCUGCUCAGCCCAGACCUGAGGACCAGGCUGGCAUCUUACUACCAAAGGGCCUGUGGCAGCUAGCUGUAUCUGUGCACACAGCAUUGGGGCAGGCAAGUUCUGGAAGCUAAGUAAGGGCAGCCCUGCCCUGCACAGGGCCCAUACUGGGCCCAGGAGCCUCAGGUGGGGGCUUCCUGGUGAUAUUUACAGGUUUAAGUACAGCUGAGUGGCCAUACUGGCUCCCAGCAGGUGGGCUGGCUGUGCCUCCAGGAGCUGCUCAAGAGGUAGGCCUCUACCCUCCAUGCCUGCCAUGCAUGUGUCUAACCAGGCAGGGUGACCACAAGUCCCUGCCACAAUGGGGACAUGGGCCUGGAUGGAGGCUCUGGGUUCCCACAGGCUGAGCUCAUUUUCAUGGGCUGUUCUGGCCCUUCAGCCUAGCUUGUUCUAUGAUGGCAGGUGGGUACAGGUAGGCCCCUGCCUGCUUUCUCUUUGAAGGAUUGAGGUCCCUGCAGGGUCCACAACAGGCAGAGGGCGCCCCGCCUCCCACCCCAGGUGGCAGGUACAGCCCAGGCAUAGGGCGAUACUGUUCUGGCUCAGGCCGCACUCGCCGUCUUCC